AUGGCAUCACCACCGCCGCCGGAGCUGAUUCCGGACGCCGUCGCCGAGAUCCUGCUCCGCCUAACGCCGGAAGACCCCGCGGGCCUCGUCCGCGCCUCCGCCGUCUGCAAGCCCUGGCUCCGGACCCUCACCGACCCCGCCUUCCUCCGCCGCUACCGCGCCUUCCACGGGACGUCCCGCGUGCUCGGCUUCCUCCACAACCCGAUCGACCGCAGACGCGAGCGUUUCGUCCCCACCACGGCGCUCCGCCCGCACGCCGCCGCCCACCGCACCUGCGUCGUGAUCGACUGCCGCCACGGCCGCGCCCUCCUCUACGACUACGGCUCCGGUGAGUUCGUCGUCUGGGACCCCGUCACCGGCCGCGAGCGCAGGAUUCCCGACGAGGCGCCCGACGUCUGCACCCACCACUCGGUGCUCUGCGCCGCGGGCCCCGGCUGCGACCACAGCACCUGCGGCGGGGGGCCGCUCCUACUUCCUACUGGCCAGUGUGGGCGUGCACUGCGGCGCUAUCUAUGA
Molecule: messenger RNA, 516 nt
Organism: Sorghum bicolor (sorghum)
Lineage: Eukaryota; Viridiplantae; Streptophyta; Magnoliopsida; Poales; Poaceae
Exons: 1
Coding region: 1-516 (171 amino acids)
Molecular function (GO): protein binding
Source: RefSeq, a predicted model, not a curated record